AUGCGUCAAUUGGAUUGGGCCUGUGAUGUGCUGAUCUUGACUGCAAUUUUGGCUCAUAUGUACUUUUCUCCCUACACCAAGGUUGAAGAGAGUUUUACAACUCAAGCGGUACACGAUAUUUUGACAUACGGCGUUCUAGAUAUUUCUGAGUAUGACCAUUUACAAUAUCCCGGGGUGGUUCCUAGAACUUUUCUUGGUCCAUUGAUUUUGGCUGUGCUGACACAACCUUUGCUAAAAGCGCUCUCUUUUAUUAAUGAAGCAGCUGCAGUUAAUGCUCAAUUUGUGGUGCGCUGUGUCAUUGGCGUUAUCAAUGGAUUGGGCCUCAUCUAUCUAAAGAACCAGGCCCAGGCUCUCUUUGAUCGUCGAAUUCAGGAAGCAAGCUCAAAGAAGAGCGAUGGAGACCAAAAAGCUACUAGAAAUAGCAGCAUUGGUGCUUUUUUUACUAUUUUUUGCAUUUCUCAGUUCCACCUAAUGUACUACGCGUCACGUCCUCUACCUAACUUCGUGGUUGCAUUGCCGCUGGUGAAUGUGUCAUUUGGUCUGGUUCUUGGUCAGCGUAGCUUUGGCCUCCCACUAUUACUUUUAUCGUUCGCUAGCGUGGUGUUCCGUCUUGAAUUGCUAGCGCUCACGUUAGGACUAGCUAUGUCACUCUUGUUAUCAAAAAAGAUUGGGUUGGCUAAGGUCAUGAAAUUUGGAGCACUUGGAGCAAUGUUGGGUGCCUCCGUGUCGCUCUAUAUCGAUUCCUUUUUCUGGCAAAAUUGGACGUUACCAGAGAUGGACGCCUUUUUCUUCAACGUUGUUGAGGGCAAGUCUGCUAAAUGGGGUAUUAUGCCCUUCCACACCUACCUCACAAGAUCUCUGCCGAUGAUAUUUUUGCCUCCCACAGUUUUACUCCUAAAUUACGUGGGAUUUCGGUCAGCGCCAAAGGAACUGAAACUGAUUGCGCAGGCUUCUUACUUUCACAUUUUUGUGCUUUCUUUCCAGCCCCACAAAGAAUGGAGAUUUAUUGCUUACACAAUACCAGCUAUCACCUUAGUUGCUAGCUGCGGAGCCUCUCGCGUUUUCAGAGUAAAAGGGUUUUCAGUCCUUAAAUUUCUAGUUGCUGUAUCACCAUUACUAUCACUGCUAACUUCCAUCUUAUUUUCUAUGAUCUCAUCCUUAAACUACCCUGGUGGAGAAGCUUUGAGACACUUUAACGAUUACGUUCAACAAAACGGCAUAAGAAAUGUCACUGUUCACAUGGAUGUUCCUGUGUGCAUGACAGGAGUUACGCUUUUUGGUGAGCUUGACAAAAGCUUGAAUAUCCAUUAUGAUAAAACGGAAAAUUUGUCCGAUCUAAGAGAUGUGUGGCCUUCAUUUGACUUCCUGAUCACGGCUAUCUCUAACCCUGAACACUUUGUUGUUCCAAAUAGAAUGGAGUGGAAACUCCUACAUACCACUAAGGCAUUCUCUGGCACUAACCUGGGAUUCUUCAAGCAACUAUUGAAAGCGGAGAUCGGCAACGAUUUCCCGUUGAUGCGUCAAAUGGUGGAUCAGCGUAGCGCAACUCCUGUGAUACGGGAGAUUCAAGAUCAUAUCACCAGCGAUACUCUGUUCACCUUCCAAAGGAAAAACUCGAAUUUGGAUUCAUGA
Molecule: messenger RNA, 1632 nt
Organism: Lachancea nothofagi CBS 11611
Lineage: Eukaryota; Fungi; Ascomycota; Saccharomycetes; Saccharomycetales; Saccharomycetaceae
Source: the annotation of a GenBank genome assembly